CCCAAAGUCAGGAAAUGAGUGAGAGAAAAAACUGUUUCCCUCCUUCACAUGAGUUUGGGUCAGGAUGCGUGAACCGGAGACACCGAAAUAAACGUUUUUCAGGAUGGACGUAGCGGAAAAACCGCACAAAGGAUCUGAACAGCAGCUGCCCAGACGUCUGCGAUGUGCUUCAAUGUGUGUUUGUUAAAAACAAGCUGAAGAUGCAGGGGGCCAUUGCACGAGUGUGUAUGGUGGUGACUGCUGCCAUAUUAAACCACCCCUUGCUCUUUCCCCAAGAGAACACCACGCCUCCAGAGCAGGACGAUGAGGUGAUCGCUCGAAUGCGGGAGCACGAGGAGAGGCUGGAAAUAGAGCAGGCAAGGUUGGAGAAAGAGUUUUCACUGUUGGAUUCAAAGCAGGAAGAAAUAUCCAGCUCAGAGGAAGGAUAUAGUUGGUACUUGUGGAGCACCGUGUCUUUUGUCAUUUUUUUCACUAUCGAGAUGUGCAGGGUGAAUCUUUCUGACACAGAAAUUCGUCCAGUUGAGGAUGAAGACCUAUUAUCAGAGAGUGGUGCCAUCACCCCCGGGACGAUGGGGCUGAAUAAGGACGUCCUGAGCAACUUCUGCGACAAAUCCAACUACACUUCGGCUCAUGAAAACUGGAGGGUGAGAGAGUUUGUUGAGGGUUUUGCAGAUGACUUGCUGGAAUCACUCAGGAGUUGUUGUGAUGGGGAGGCAGACAUGGAAGUCGGGGACUUUGUCGGGAUUGGAAGCAUGUUUGAGUCUUGGAAGGUGUGCAAGCCACUCACAUGCGACCUUAUAGUGCCUUUCUCGCCUCCAGAUCCGUACUCCUUCCAGUUUGACUUGUGGUGCAGCCCUUCCAGUGACAUGCCUCCAGACAUGCAGGGCUGUGGUAGGAUAAAGGUGGCAGGCUUUCGGGAUGACAAGGAGGGAUGUCUCUGUGGCUCUGCUAACCUGGGGGAGGACUUGCUCUGUCUGUUGCAUGGUAGGGAUGACACAGUCAAAUUGGACCAUAGUCCUGAGGAGCUGCUGUGCUCUAGGAACACUCAAUUGUUAGCCAAAGAUCAAAUCAUGAAGUGGUUUCAGAUCAGUUUAACCAAAGCGUGGGGCCGCAUCUCUCACAAAUACGACUUUGAAGUCACGUUUGGCAACCUGGAUGCAGCCGGUGCACUCAAGAUCCGAUUCCGUUCAUGGAAAGUCAUCGUAAUGAACAUUAUACCGGUUGUUCAGCUGGAAAGUACGGAUGCUUAUUUUGUCCCACACUUUCCAUCAGAUCAUGACAGCUCUCCCGACCCAUACUGGACCCUCUCGUAUGCUGUCUACGAGAGGAAUUUGCUGAAACAUUUAGCUAAAUGCCUGCCACAAAAUUCCUGUCAUUUACACUGCCUUCAGAUUGUGACUUUCCUACACAAAAAGCAAACGGUACUCACAGGAAAAACUGCCCUCACAAACUACCACCUAAAGACUUCCCUGUUGCACGUGUUGCUGAGUAAAAGGCCCUCUGCGUGGGGCAUUGAGAAUACUGAGCACAGGCUUCGGGAUGUGCUCAGCUUCUUACAGAGGAGCCUACAUGAGAAGAAACUUCAUCACGCUCUGAUUGGGAACAGUAGAGUGCCAGAAGAACUGCAGGUGCCUGAGGUCAUUAGCAAAGCAGGGCCCAUCAAUCUCUUUCGGUCUUUGGUGUUGCAAAGGGAACUUUAUGCAGCAACAGUCAGGCAUUUCAAAGAGAUGUUGAGAAACGCACCCGUGCUCAUACAAGAGUUCACUCCGCCCUUAUCAAACGGAGGUUUACACCACAGGCAAGAGGAAAGUUUAUGAGCUUAGGCCAGGUUUUUCUAAAACUAAACCACCAACAGAUCUUUAAAUAUCAUUCAGUGUUACUAAGAAUAAUGGUAUGAAUAGUUACACCAGAUGAGCAAUCAAAUGAAAAGGUGAACAUACGACAGUUAUCUUAAAAUCACCUAGUGGUUCGUACUGUAGCUGUUGUCUUGACGUGUUAAAUGAAGUCUGAAGGAUUGUUUCUGAAGCUUAAAAGUAGGGCUGCACAAUUAUUUGAAAUGAUAUCAAAAUUCACAGUAUGGACAUGUGCAAUAUUCAAAUAGCAGGAAGCACAAUAUUUGUUAUAGACUAAAUUUGUGUUAGUAUACAAUUUUGAAUAAAGGGUUGUGGAGCUGUAAGAGAUAUCCUAGCCAACAAAUCUUACUCUACAGACAAAACAUUAUUUGGUACACAUCAUCUUUAACAAUUACCUUAUACACAUUUAAUAUACUUUUCAAUAAUAACAAUUUCAAAAUAAACAAUCCCUUCAAUGUUUGUGAAUCAUAUUGCAAUAUCUGACAAAAGAAAUUCAUAAUUAGUUUUUCUAUAAAUCAUGCAGACCAACUUAUAAGUCAAUGUGUAUGCUUUAUAAAUGUAACCUGGAGAGAUUUAAAAGAAGCAGCAACAAGUGAACUAAAUGAAAAUAGCUGUAUGUUGGGGUAACAUUUAACAGAAAUACCUCUGAUAAUAUACCAGUCCAAACAAGGAAUCAUUUUCCUGACAGUAAAGCAGUGUUUUGGUUUUCCUAAAUAUUCUCCAAAUCUAAUGGCAGCUAUUACAUGUGGUGAUGUUCAGUGUUUUUUGUAUUGCUAAUUAUAAAGCAAAGUUUGCUAUAUUGUUGUGCCGAUUACAUUUCUAAUGUGUUGGACAGCCUUAGUUGGCCUUGAGGAAAAACAUUAUUUAGUUUUUGUUUAUUAAUAUAUCACACAGACAGAAAUUCAGGCAAGAGUCAUAACAUCUACAUUUUUUAUUAGAAAAGAAAAGUGCCAUAUUUUCCUGUACCUCAUUUUGGUUCAUAUUUAAUAUUUCCUUUAAUAACAAAUCAAGACUUAUACUUCCAAUUACACAUAAUUCCUGUAUCCCUUUUUAAUGUUAACUCAUAACGAUAUCUGUCGCAAAAUAUGUUCCUAUGAUAAAGUUGUAAAAACAGACCUGAUCCCAGAAUCAACCAAAACUGGAUAUGAAUAACAAAUGGGACGGUUUUAGAUUUUGAUCCCUUCUGUUCUACAGGCCGUAGUCGUAGUCAGGCUUUCCCUCCUGGUAAGUCUUGUAAAAGGCCUUGUAGGUUUCUGCACUGUGCAUGGACGCUUUGACCGCCGGGUCCUCCGACAUGCGCUCUGUCCACUUCUUCAGCUCAGGUGUGCCAUCCAGGCAGCUGAAAUGACAAUGGGAAUAAAUUGUUGACCAAAUGGCAAGAUAUAAACAUAAGUUGCAUAUAUCUGUUAAGGUGAAAUUCCCUGCUCCUCAAGUCUUAUUUCUGGACUUUACCUCAUAUUUGAACAUUUUGCUUUUCUCUAUUGUUACCUUGAAUGUUUUGAAAUGCUUCCACAAAUAAAAUGUAUUUAUUUUUGAAUGUC
Eleginops maclovinus (Patagonian blennie) is the source of this 3394-nucleotide messenger RNA. It is a transcript of the gene itprip, whose product is annotated as inositol 1,4,5-trisphosphate receptor interacting protein. The record is from RefSeq and is a predicted model, not a curated record. NCBI's taxonomy places the organism in Eukaryota, Metazoa, Chordata, Actinopteri, Perciformes, Eleginopidae. Gene Ontology annotation, cellular component: membrane. Bases 201 to 1817 code for a protein of 538 amino acids. The transcript has 2 exons.